Ipomoea triloba (trilobed morning glory) is the source of this 4139-nucleotide messenger RNA. RefSeq names its product systemin receptor SR160-like. The record is from RefSeq and is a predicted model, not a curated record. Lineage: Eukaryota; Viridiplantae; Streptophyta; Magnoliopsida; Solanales; Convolvulaceae. Gene Ontology annotation, cellular component: plasma membrane. The transcript has a single exon. Gene Ontology annotation, biological process: protein phosphorylation. Gene Ontology annotation, molecular function: protein binding; protein kinase activity; ATP binding. The coding region runs from base 325 to 3993 and encodes 1222 amino acids.
AUAUCAUCUAUACAUUUAGAGAUAGAGAGAGAGAGAGAGAGAGAGAGAGAGAGAGUAAUAAUGGAUUAGAGAGAGUGAGAGAUAUGGGUUACAUACAUGGCUUGUGAGCUCUGGUUGAGUCUACUUCACUGUCACACAGUACUGGAAUGCACAUGCCGCUGUCACCCUUCCUCUUUUUUCUCCGUUCAGCUCUCUGCAUCACUGUCUCGCUUGGAGCACCGCCGUCUCCGUUUGUCUGUGUUCUCUGCAGGUAAUGGAAGCAGUAGAGCUGAGGAAACACUAAGAGAAAAGCCAUUAUAACAAAGGUAUAGUGAAGAAUUGAAGAUGAAAGCUAAUAGCAGCAGCAGCAGAAGUGUUAUUAUUAUUAGUCUUUUCUGCAAGGCUUUCUUGCUGUUUUUUUCUCUGCACCCACUCUUUGUUCUCCCUCUCUUCAUCUUCUUCCUUCCCCCAACUUCACGUGUUGCAGCAGCUUCUUCCAAUGAGCUUUUCACCCAGUCCCAGCAGCUUUUAUCCUUCAAGGCUGGGCUUUCAACCAAAGAUUCUCUUCACAACUGGGUGUCUUCCACAGACCCCUGUAGUUUCACUGGUGUUACAUGCAAGGACUCUAGAAUCUCCUCCAUAGAUCUCUCCAAUACUAUACUCAGUGUGGACUUUUCCUCCGUUUCAUCCCACUUUCUGAGCCUUCCGAAUUUGGAGAGUCUUGUGUUGAAGAACAGUAAUCUCAGUGGCUCUCUAGCUUCUGCCUCAAAAUCCCAGUGUGGGGUUUCUCUGACUCAUAUAGAUCUAGCUGAAAACACCAUUUCAGGGCCUAUUUCUGAUAUCUAUAGCCUUGGUGGAUGCUCAAGCCUUAGGUCCCUCAAUCUCUCCAAGAAUUCCAUGGACCCUCCUCCUGAGAAGGAGCACAGAGGUGCUGCUUCAGCUAUUAAGCUUCAAAUUCUUGAUCUUUCUUACAAUAAUUUGUCGGGGAGAAACGUUUUUCCGUGGCUGUUAUCUAAAGAUUUUGCUGAGCUUGAGUUGUUAUCUUUGAAGGGUAACAAAAUAUCUGGAAAUAUUCCUGAACUGGGUUUCAAGAACUUGUCAUAUUUGGACCUUUCUGCCAACAAUUUCUCCACUCCGUUCCCUUCAUUUCAAGAUUGCUCCAAUCUGGAGCACCUUGAUUUGUCAUCCAACAAGUUUAAUGGUGAAAUUGGGGCCUCUCUUUCUUCUUGUGAGAAGCUCAGUUUCCUCAACCUCACCAACAAUAAAUUUGCUGGUGCUAUUCCCAAGCUGUCUAGUGGGAGUAUGCGCUAUUUGUACCUUAGGGGGAAUGGUUUUCAGGGUGCAUUUCCAGCCCAUAUUGGAGAGUUGUGUAAAACUCUGGUGGAAUUAGACUUGGCCAUGAAUGAUUUCUCAGGUGUGGUCCCUGAAAGCAUUGAAGCUUGUUCUGUACUGGAGCGUAUCGAUAUCUCCAACAAUAAUUUCUCCGGUGAGUUGCCUGUUGAAACCAUCCUCAAGCUUACUAGCUUGAAGACUUUGGUUUUCUCCAUGAACAAUUUUGUUGGUGAAUUGCCUGAGGCACUGUCUAGCUUGGUGAGUCUGGAAACCUUAGAUUUAAGUUCUAAUAACCUCUCGGGUUUAAUCCCCCCUGGGAUUUGUAAAGACCCUAGGAACAGCUUGAAAGUUUUAUACCUUCAGAAUAACUUUUUCACAGGUUCCAUACCUGAGGGCUUGAGCAACUGUUCACAAUUGGUAUCCCUUGAUCUCAGCUUUAAUUACCUCAAGGGUAGGAUACCAUCUAGCCUGGGUUCAUUGAGCAAGUUGAAAGAUUUGAUUAUUUGGUUGAAUCAGCUUCAAGGGGAAAUCCCUCAGGAACUAAUGUAUCUGCAGGCAUUGGAGAAUUUGAUUCUUGAUUUCAAUGACUUGACAGGGUCAAUCCCUUCAAGUAUUAGCAACUGUACUAAUCUGAAUUGGAUUUCCUUGUCAAACAAUUUCUUGAGUGGUGAGAUACCAUCUUCACUGGGCCAUUUAUCUAAUCUUGCCAUUUUGAAGCUGGGGAACAACUCAAUCACCGGGAACAUCCCAGCCGAACUGGGGGAUUGUGGCAGCUUGCUGUGGUUGGAUCUAAACACUAAUCUCUUGAAUGGGUCAAUCCCACCUUCUCUAUCAAAGCAAUCAGGCUAUAUUGCAGUGUCAUUACUCACUGGGAAGAGGUUUAAUUAUAUCAAGAAUGUUGGAAGCAAGCAGUGCCAUGGAGCUGGGAAUUUGCUCGAGUUUGGGGGGAUACGACAGGAUCGCAUGGACAGGAUUUCUGCAAGGAGCCCCUGCCAUUUCAGUAGACUCUAUGAGGGGAUCACCCAACCAAAUUUCAACCACAAUGGCUCCAUGAUUUUCCUUGAUCUUUCCUACAACAAGUUGGAGGGCAGUAUCCCCAAGGAAUUAGGGUCUAUGUACUAUCUCUUUAUCCUGAAUCUGGGCCAUAAUGAUCUCUCUGGUCCAAUCCCUCCAGAUCUUGGAGGCUUGAAAACUCUUGCAAUUCUUGAUAUGUCACACAACCAUCUCAGUGGCACAAUCCCACAAUCUUUGACAAGCUUGACAGUUGGAGAGAUUGAUCUCUCAAACAAUAACCUCUCUGGAAUGAUACCCCAAUCAGCCCUUUUUGACACAUUUUCAGAUUAUAUGUUUGCCAAUAACUCUGGGCUCUGUGGAUACCCUCUUCCCCAGUGUGGAUCUCCAUCAAGUUUGAGCACAAACCAGCACAGAAACUCUCAUCAUCUCAAACAACCAUCCUUCAUUGGGACUGUGGCCAUUGGAUUGCUGCUCUCCCUCUUCUGCAUCUCUGGUCUGAUCAUCGUCACCGUGGAAACCAGGAAGAGAAGGAAGAAGAAUGAGGCUAGCCUUGAGACUCAUACAGGAGACCCCUCAUACUCAAUCACUGCAAACACUGGAUGGAAGCUAACCAGUAUGCGUGAAGCCCUAAGCAUCAAUCUGGCAACCUUUGAGAAGCCUCUGAAAAAGCUUACAUUUGCUGAUCUACUUGAAGCCACCAAUGGCUUCCACAAUGACAGCCUUGUAGGCUCUGGCGGCUGCGGCGAUGUGUACAAAGCCCAGCUGAAGGACGGCAGCGUAGUGGCAAUCAAAAAACUGAUACACAUUAGCGGCCAAGGGGACAGGGAAUUCACCGCAGAAAUGGAAACAAUAGGGAAAAUCAAACACAGAAACCUAGUUCCCCUAUUAGGUUACUGCAAAGUAGGGGAGGAACGGCUGUUAGUUUACGCGUACAUGAAAUACGGGAGCCUAGAAGAUGUAUUACACGACAGGAAGAGAAUCGGAAUCGCCCUAAACUGGGCCGCGAGAAGGAAGAUCGCCAUUGGCGCCGCGAGAGGGCUGACUUUCCUCCACCACAACUGCAUCCCGCACAUCAUUCACCGCGACAUGAAAUCCAGCAACGUCUUGCUCGACGAAAACCUAGAAGCCAAAGUCUCGGAUUUCGGAAUGGCGAGGCUAAUGAGCGCCAUGGAUACUCACCUGAGCGUGAGCACACUCGCAGGCACCCCCGGCUACGUCCCUCCCGAAUACUACCAGAGCUUCAGGUGUUCGACGAAAGGCGACGUCUACAGCUACGGCGUCGUCCUCCUGGAGCUAUUAACCGGGAAACGCCCCACGGAUUCCGUCGAUUUCGGCGACAAUAACCUCGUCGGAUGGGUGAAACUGCAGAACAAGAUGAAAAUACGAGACGUAUUCGAUCCGGAACUGAUUAAAGAAGAUCCGAGCUUAGAAAACGAGCUUGUCUUGCACUUGAAAGUAGCAUUUGAUUGCUUAGACGAUCGGCCUUGGAAGCGGCCUACAAUGGCGCAAGUUAUGGCGAAGUUCAAAGAAAUUCAAACCAGGAUAGGGGGGAUUGAUGAUUCUUCAUCCACAAUCGCAACCAAGGAUGGCGGGCUUAGUGCAGAUGAAGGAGUAGAAAUGAGCAUAAGAGAAAGUAUAAUGGAAGGCAAUGAGCAUUCUGGAUUGUAAUCCACCAUUAAAUUUUCCCAUCUCCUAUGCCUCUUUCAUCAUAUCAGCAAAUUUCCAUUCUGUACUAUACACAUAACAUCCUGUAUGUAGUUUAGCCCUUUGGAAAAUAAACAGAGUGUCUAUCAUGAACAAAAUAAGGUUGUUCA